GGGCAGAGCCGGGCGGGUGGCGGGCAGGGCUGGGCGCUCCGCUCGGCUCGGGCUGCCGCCGCCCCCGAGCCCGCCCUGCCGCUGCCCCGCCCUGCCCCAGCCGAGCCUCGGUCCGUCCGGCCGGACGCAGGGAAGGAGCCACCCAUCCAGCUGCAGCACCACUCUUCCAGCACUGCCAGAUGUGCCUCCAGGUUGUGCUGUGCCUACAGCCCACUGCGGAGAUCCUUCCCUGCCUCCUGCACUGCUGACCACCGGCUCCACGGGAUCCCGACCUGGCCCUGCGGGCUCCUGCCGUGGACUGCUGAGUUCUCCCCCAUGCUCAGCAUGCCCUUUUCUGGUGCAGCCAGACCUUCCCAGGAAUCACUCUGGAGCUCAAGGCCAUCCUGUAGGGUAAGCAUUUUUCAUCCUUUCCAAACGUGAAAAGACUGGCCAUCUGUCUGGAUCCCCCUCCCUCCAACGCGGCACAAAAGCGGUUCUUUGAGAAAGGUGAUCCUGCCACCGUGCUGCCUGUGCCGGGGCUGCUCUCCCAGCUAGCGCACGUCUCCUGUCCCGGUAGGAAAUGGAGUCCAAGGUCUCCGAAGGCGGCCUCAACGUCACCCUCACCAUCCGGCUGCUGAUGCAUGGCAAGGAAGUUGGAAGCAUCAUUGGGAAGAAAGGAGAGACUGUGAAGAAGAUGCGUGAGGAGAGCGGGGCAAGGAUCAACAUCUCGGAGGGGAACUGUCCUGAGCGGAUUGUGACCAUCACUGGCCCCACCGAUGCCAUCUUCAAGGCUUUUGCCAUGAUCGCCUACAAAUUUGAGGAGGACAUAACCAACUCCAUGAGCAACAGCACCGCUACCAGCAAACCUCCGGUGACACUGCGGCUGGUGGUGCCAGCGAGUCAGUGCGGCUCCCUCAUUGGCAAGGGGGGCUCCAAGAUCAAGGAAAUCCGAGAGUCCACAGGUGCUCAGGUCCAAGUGGCGGGGGACAUGCUGCCCAAUUCCACGGAGCGGGCAGUGACAAUCUCGGGCACACCCGACGCAAUUAUCCAGUGUGUCAAACAGAUCUGUGUGGUGAUGCUGGAGUCCCCACCAAAAGGUGCCACCAUUCCCUACCGCCCAAAGCCCGCCUCCACCCCUGUCAUUUUUGCAGGUGGUCAGGCCUAUACAAUUCAGGGACAAUACGCUAUUCCACACCCAGAUCAGUUGACCAAGCUCCACCAGUUGGCUAUGCAGCAAACCCCCUUUACUCCCCUUGGACAGACCACCCCCGCUUUCCCUGGAGAAAAGCUGCCCUUACAUUCCUCCGAAGAAGCUCAAAAUCUGAUGGGCCAGUCAUCAGGUUUGGAUGCCAGUCCCCCGGCCAGUACUCAUGAACUCACCAUUCCCAAUGAUCUAAUAGGCUGCAUAAUCGGACGCCAAGGGACCAAAAUCAAUGAAAUUCGUCAGAUGUCGGGAGCGCAGAUCAAAAUCGCGAAUGCCACGGAAGGGUCAUCGGAGCGCCAAAUUACUAUCACAGGAACCCCUGCAAACAUCAGCCUUGCGCAGUACCUCAUCAACGCCAGGCUGACGUCUGAGGUCACUGGAAUGGGCGCACUCUAAUUUCCACCCACCAUCCUCCACUCCGCACCACCCGACCCUCUCCAGCCACCGGCACUCCACCCAGCCUGUUCUGCCUGUACAUUUACUGUCUUCCCUUUGCCUCCACAGAUACUCUUCUCUUUACUAACAUAUAUAUAUAUAUGUAUAUAAACACAUGGGCGCAUAUGCACACAUUGGAACGUUUCUUUACAAGCUCUUUGCUCUGUGCUCCCGAAGCUGCUCCCAAACUCUUUGGUUAUGGUCCUUGUUUUCAGCGUUAGGGUGUUCAUUCUUCAUCUGCUUUUUGGGGACAAGGGAGGGGGGAGGAGGGGCAUUGUUUUUUUCUCUCACUGGCAAGACUUCAGGAGCUGGCGGGGUCUCUAGUAUCAGUCUAGCAUAGCUACCUAUAUGUUUGAGUUGACAUUGGCGGUACUUUCUGUAGCAUAUGGACAUAAUGAUGCCACCCAGAGCUGUGCAUAUUUCAGAUGACUUACUUUUUCUCACCCUCCUUCCUUUGGUGCUCUCCCUUGCUUGUCCUGGCUCACCUUUGCAGCCUCACGCCCCUGCCCUUAGGCUAAGGGCAUAUUUUUCAUCCCGUGUCAUUUGGGAAGCAGAAGCCAAGUACGGGUUCAACCCACAGGCUUCUCUCUUGGAACAUGGCAUGGUCCAGACAAGCCCAUUUUCCUACUAAACUAAGGGAAUCACACACAGAGAGAUACACACAAAUACUCUUUUUUUUAACUAACAAGCACCUGGAAGUGGGAAGAACUCAGCUGUAUGGGAUUCACACCCCCAGGGGCCUCUGAAAGCACUCUUUUGGCAAUCCCCCACAAGCAAAACCUCAGGAAGCUCUGUGAGCCAGCUGUGUUUGUCGUUGUUUGUGUUCAAUAAAUGUCUGUGCAGCUCUGGUAC
Messenger RNA from Passer montanus (Eurasian tree sparrow), 2470 nucleotides. It is a transcript of the gene PCBP3, whose product is annotated as poly(rC) binding protein 3. Gene Ontology annotation, molecular function: mRNA binding. Lineage: Eukaryota; Metazoa; Chordata; Aves; Passeriformes; Passeridae. Gene Ontology annotation, cellular component: nucleus; cytoplasm. The transcript has 18 exons. Gene Ontology annotation, biological process: regulation of RNA metabolic process; regulation of gene expression. Bases 560 to 1579 code for a protein of 339 amino acids. The record is from RefSeq and is a predicted model, not a curated record.